AGGCUCGUCGUCUUUUCCCGCCAGCCUUCGGGAGGUUAUGAUUCUGGGUCCCUCUGAGGGGAGGAAGGAAGCAGCGGCGGAGAGCUGAGGCGACGGGGUAAGCGGAAGGGGAGCGUCGCCUCGGCCUUUUUUCGCCCCUGUAGUAGGCGGGCACCCCACCCCGUCACACUUCUUCGCCCUCCCAGCCCAGUUUGCCUCAGUCGUGGUCGGGGCUUUCGGUUAUGAGCCGUUCGAGGCAAGGAGAGGCCGAGGGGGGAGCGGAGGCCUCCCAGGGCUCCCAACCCCCAUCGCAAGGAAGAGCUUUCUGAGGUGUUCGGUGGGGGCUCCUUUCCCCGGAUGGCCGCGUCUGCCGUGGAUGCUUUGGCGAGAUUCCCGGGUUGGGCUAGAUGACCCUUGGAGGUCCCCCUCCCGCUCUCCAGUUCUAUGAUUCACGCACCCAAACCAAGCACAAGGCCUGCCAUGUCCCUGCCAUAUGAUGUGUGGGGCAGGUGGCCGUAGGUCCGUCCCACUGUAUCCCCACAACCUGAAUCGAGUCCCCUCAGCGCUGGCUGCCUGGUGCACUUGAGGACAAUGCACCCUUCCUUGCAAACGGCGGUGCAGGAUGCUGGACUAAGAUGGGCCUUUGACCCCGACCCAGCAGGGCUCUUGGUCCUUGGUUCUUAAGCAAGGGGUCAGCAAGCUUUUUCAGCAGGGUCCCUCAGACCUUGUGGGGGUCAUGGACUAUAUUUUUUGGGGGGAAAUGAACGAAUUCCUAUGCCCCACAAAUAACCCAGAGAUGCAUUUUAAAUAAAAGCACACAUUCUACUCGUAAAAACACGCUGAUUCUUGGACCGUCCGCGGGCCGGAUUUAGAAGGUGACUGGCUGGAUCCGGCCCCCGGGCCUUAGUUUGCCUACCCAUGUUCUUAUCUGUGCUUAGCUUGGAACCAGCCGGCGCCUAGACCAGUGGUUCCCCACCUUUUUUUGGCCAUGCCCCUCCUAAGCAUCUCUAAAAUCCUGAUGCCCCCGCUCCUGUGACAUAAAAUACUUACUACAGUAUUCAAGGGGGAUGUGGGUGGCACUGUGGGUUAAACCACAGAGCCUAGGACUUGUCGAUCAGAAGGUCAGCGGUUCGAAUCCCUGCGACGGGGUGAGCUCCGGUUGCUCAUUCCCUGCUCCUGCCAACCUAGCAGUUCGAAAGCAAGUAGAUAAAUAGGUACCGGCGUGAAGGUAAACGGCGUUUCCAUGCGCUGCUCUGGUUCGCCAGAAGCGGCUUAGUCAUGCUGGCCACAUGACCCGGAAGCUGUACGCCGGCUCCCUCGGCCUAUAGAGUGAGAUGAGCAUUGCAACCCCAGAGUCGGCCACGACGACCUAAUGGUCAGGGGUCCCUUUACUUUUUUUUUACUGUAUUCAAAAAGUGAACUCCUAUUCACGUGGAGGGAAGUCUAAAAGGCCAUUAACUUGGUCUAAACAAGCUACCAAAUUGCCUCCCGCCCCCAUGGGAACCAUGGGCCUCGACAUAAGAUUAUGCCUAAGAUACACCUGGCCAUUGUUUGUUUUUGCCUAUGGGGUUUGGAGCCAACAGCAGCCUCCCAUUUUUCUUCCUCAAUGUAUGGCAGAGGAAGUGGACAGGUGUCGUCAAGCACCUGGCCUUCAGCAGCAGUCCUACCUGAAGGGGGAUUGUUGGGAAGUUGCAACAUCCUUGCCUUGCCUGCCACAUCAGGCUACAUUGGGGCGCAAGCCUGGGCAAUGUGUGCUCCUCCAUCCUGAACUGCCCAGACAACAAACAUAAAUGCAGGCUGUAUAUUCUCAUAAAGUCUUUUAUGAAUAACUGAUAGGAAUAUAAACAAAAAGAACUAAUCAGGAGUAAUCAUCGUUAGUAAAGAGGACUUUGGGAUUUUCGUCAAAUGGGUUGUUACUGUAUUUUAAAGUAAGCAGAAAACAGGUGCUUCUUAACAGCCAACAUAGUUUGGUAAAAACUGGUCUGUGCCAUAGUAUCCGCAUGCGUAGGUUUCCACUAGCAACUGAUUUUUCCACUAAUCUGUUCAUAAUAGUUUUCCUUUCUAAAUAAAGCUAAAUCUGCUUUCCUAUUUCUUCAUUAGUUGAACAAUGAAAAAUAGCAAGGAACCAUAUUUUGUGAAGUUUAUAAAGUCUGCAGAAAACUCAGAAUUUUUCCUUCAGGCCCUUGAGGUAAGCUUAUUUAGUACGUGGAGUUGAUCUGUGAAUGUAAUGUGAUCAAUGAAUACCUUUUUAUAUGUAGUUUAAAUAUUAAGUUUUGUGUGUUGAAAAAGUAAACAGCAAUUUUAUGGUUUAUCUCACUGUAAACAAAGCACAAAUUGUAGCCAAGUUUUGCUUUAUGACUUGUCUCUUGUAGUUUGUCUAGAGAACGUAAACAACAAGCCCUGGUUCAGAUGUAAUUCUAAGCUAAACUAUGGUUUAGUGCAGCAGCUGCAAUCUUCUCUCUGAGAAUCUAGAUGUUUGUAGUAGGCUAUGGUUUGGCUUACAGUUAUUUCUGAACUGGCCCAAUAUUUUGAAUUGAAUGUGAAUAUGUUUUUAGUAAGUAUCACCAAGUACAGGCAUAUUUCAGUGCAACCACCGUUUAUAUUCAAAGAAACUGUUUGCAAAUCUAUAGAAUACUUGCCUACUGCUUUUGUUAUAUUUUGCAGUCCAUCAAAGAAUUUCAGUCAGAAGAAUCCCUCCAGAUUCUUGAAAAUACAGCUGCACUGAGGAUACAAGAGAAUGACAAAUCCCUUUAUAUUUGUGAUCAGUUCAGUGGCAUUGUUUUUAAUCACCUUCAAAAGGUUUGUGUUUUAUUUACAUAGUGACUUUGUUAAUGCAGUAUCUUGAUAAAUUCUAAAGGAAUUGAAAAUAUGUUCAUGUAAUUAACACACACACACUAAUGUUAUCGGGUGGGGAGGGAAGUGGAUGUAGAUGUAUCUCACCUCUGUUUUUAAUUAUUUCACGGAGAGCAGAUUUAUGUCAGUAUUUCUGUAUGUUCCUGUGGGAAUCAAGUGUAGGCUAGCAUGGUGUUCUGCAAGAUGCUGUUUGACUCCAGCUCCCAUCAUCCUCCGCCAGCUUAGCCAAUGGUCAGGGAUGAUGGGAGUUGGAGUCCAACAACAUCUGAGGACCCAACAUUGAAGAAGACUGGACUAGCAGAACCUAAUCUGGAUACUGGGACUAUAAAUGGGAUGAAGAAAUAGAUGGUUUAUAUGUCAUUAUUUGCCUUCUGAAAUAAUCCAGUGUCAUCUGAUUGAACAGUUGUCCACGUGUAUAUUGUUAGUAUUGCAAGAUAUGUACUGACACACAAUCAUAGAUUUGUAGAGUUGAAAGUGACCCUAAGGAUCAUCUAGUCUAAACCCCUGCAAUGCAGGAAUAUGCAGCUGUCUCAUUUGGGGGUCAAACCUGCAACCUUGGCACCAAACUUGUCUGACCCCCUCCUUUGGCAAUCCACACAGAACUCUAGCCCAAUGGUUGCCAUUAAUCUGAUUUUAAUUGAUUUUAUAAUGAAAUGAUUUUAGAAUGUAUCAUUUUAAUGUUGUUAGCCACUCUGAGCCUGGCUUCGGCUGGGGAGGGCGGGAUAUAAAUAAAUUAUUAUUAUUAUUAUCAUUAGCUUUUUUUUUUUUUAGGCGUGCCAUGUGUAUUGGAAGUGUGGGAGAACAGUUUUUCUAAGGAAAAAGUUCCUAUUUACCAUCUUGUUUUGUCCUAUCUCUUGUUUCAGCUUGGUUGCAGAAUUGUUGGACCACAAGUAGUUGUCUACUGUAUGCAGAACCAGCGAUGUGUGCCAAGGGCCGACCAUCCAGUAUUUAAUAUGACAAUGGCUGAUGUAACUGUAUCCUGUACAAGCCUUCAAAAAGAAACUAGGGUAAUUCUUUUUUAUUGGUGUGUUUUGAAGAGUUGGGUGUUCAUCUUAUUGUAAGCAUCUAGUCAUAACUAGGAGUCAAAUUGUCUUUUGAUAUGUCACCAUUUCAGCUAAAUAGAUAGAUUUGCCAUAGAUGCCUUGAAAUCAAGAUCAGAAGGGCCAAAACUCUUCACUGCAGCAAGAACAUUACCUUGCUUAAAACAUCAUUGAUAAAUGUCUAAUUUUGUAAACCACAUCAAUUUUAUACCUUAAGAAAAUAUAUUCCAUUGCCCUUCUCUUUGAUUUAGGAACGCUUUAGUAAUAUGUAACACAGAUCUGUUCUUUGCUAAUUUAUACAUAUUCAUAGUACUUGUCCUUUUCUUUUGACAGUGCGGAAAGGUUGUCAGACAUUUCAAGAUUAUCAUGAAUCUUCCCUGUCUUCUUUUUCUGCAGUCUGAAAAUACCUACUUUAAGUCUGCUAUUUUAUAUAUUUAUUGAAACAUUUAUGUACCACCUUUCAUCCAGUCUGGAUUUAAGGGUGUUUUACAACAAAAAUGUGCAUCACAGGCAUGUUUUUUAUUUUUAUUUUUGCUUUUCCUUGAAUCAUCUUAAGUCUGCCAGUAUUGUCUACUAAAUGCGCUGUACACACCUGACACUAUUUCAGCUGUACUUCUGUUAGCUUUAUGAUACCAUAUUAUUGUUUUUGUUUAUAGUGUUUUGCUAAUCCUCAUUUGAUCUGCUUUGUCUUGGUUUAUUUUCAUUUGCUGCUGCUUUUUCUCUUUCAUAGGAAGAGGUCCACAAGUAUGUGCAGAUGAUGGGCGGCCGUGUAUAUAGAGAUCUUAAUGUGUCAGUAACACAUCUUAUAGCUGGAGAAGUUGGAAGCAAGAAAUAUUUAGUUGCUGCUAACUUAAAAAAACCCAUUUUGCUUCCCUCCUGGGUAAAAGCAUUGUGGGAUAAAUCCCAACAUAGGUAAGACUACAUUCGUGCAAUUAGAAAAGUAAUACUAUUUGCAGUGUUUGAAACUCCCAUUGUUUUAGGUGCAUUUUGCGACAGGGAAUUUCAUUAGCGUGAGCCGUUUCUGAGCUCUGGGCACCUACGAUUUCAUAUUAAAACUGCAGAGUGGAAGGAAAGGAGGACCUUUUUCUGCCUCCCCACUUCCAGCUACUCUCUGAAGACUGGAGAAGAAACCCUCUUAAGAAUAUUAGAGGGGUGGGCAGGGGAAGGACUAGACCAUGUGAAAAAUGAACAUAAUAUUUUAGCUGCAUUUAUUCAUUUUCAGCUUUGUAUUCUCGUUAUAAAAAAGUGCACCUAGACAUUCUGUUGUUGCACCCAUAACCUAGGUUUCAGGUUCUAUUUAGCUCCUAGCUUUCAUAUUUCGGUUUCUAACACUGACUACUUGAAAAAUUCUGAGCUAUGGUACGGUAUUCUCCAAAUAGUAAUUUAAACUUAUAUGUUAGUGAUCAUGUUGCAAAGUGCAAGCUUCACACCAUUGACAUAAAAAAGACAUACUGUAUUGUUCUUUACUUGGAUUUAUAGGAGAAGGUUUAAACACCUAAGAAUGAUGAUAUAUCCUUGACUCUGUUGCAUAGCCAUUAAAUUCUGUACUGGCUUUACUUAACUCAUGCACAACUCUGUUUUUCUGCUAAUGAAGAGAAAUGGCAAGACAUACUUUUAUUGCUCUUGUUCCCAACAGGAUGUUUAGAUAUACAGACAUCAAUAUGGAAGACUACCUAUGCCCUUUGUUUCUUGGUUGUACAAUCUGUGUGACUGGUUUAAGCAGUGCAGACCGAAAAGAAGUCCAGCGUAUCACUAUCGAGAAUGGUGGUCAGUAUACAGGGCAACUUAAGAUGAAUGAAUGUACCCAUCUUAUUGUUCAAGAACCAAAAGGUAAUUUAAAAAAAAUAAUAAAAAAAAUGUUGAAUUCAGGAGGAUUUUUGUGUAUUUGUAUAAAAUAAUUUGGUUUCACAUCUUGAAUGCAGGCAGACUCGUUUUAAUUUGACAUGCUGCAAAACAUGUCAAGUAGCAAGCUGUUUAUGCUGCCAUCUAUGGUGUCCUGUCUGACAAAUCAAUGAACAGAGUCCUCAUGGCAACAAAAAUGCCAUGCAAUCCAUUGUUCACAACCACUUUCAGCAUUCCUUUCCUUCCCUUCUCCUUCCACAUGGAGACUGGGAGUGAGCCUCUGGCUUUCAUGCUUCCGUUUUCACUCUGUAUAGAGAAGAAUUUUCAGUAUCAAGGGUUAGGGAAUAUCUCACAUAAACAGAAGGAAAAUGCUUCUCUUUUCCCAAAGGAAGGACACUAAAAAAACCCCACUGAACCACUUCAUUACUUUGGAAAAGUGGAAAAUACUUUUUCAAGUACUCUCACAAGCAACCAUUUUAUUCCCUCUACACUCUAUGUGUUAGGGGUAGAUACCCCUUUUGAAGUUGAGGACCACAUUAUCUUGGAGGGAAAACAGUUGUGGGCACAUACUGCUGGUGCGUGAGCCCAGAGCUGGCAGUGAGUAGGACCAAACUUGGAAAGGAGAUGGAGCACAACUUCAUCACUCUCUUUACCAUAUCUCUCAUCUCCUUCAAGUAUUCAUUUUCUCUCUCCCCACUCUAUACACAAGCAUGCAAUUUCAUUCAUCAUCCAUUCAUUUCACCACCAUUAUUGGCAAGUACGUAGAGGGAUGCCAGAGGGCAAACAGGUAAGAAGGGCCUUAUUGCGUGUGGACUGAAGGCUGCCCACCUGUCUUAUCACUAACAGGACUGCAUUUGGCCAAAUUUAGAACAGCUUUUUCCAGAACCUGAAAAUGAUGCAAGGAAUUUAAUUCAAUGUGUAAAAUCUGCAUAUGGUUUGGCCAGAGAGUGUAAUGGAAUCAGGCAUAUGUAUAUCUUUGAGUAACAGCAGCGUGAUAGAUUGAAAAUAAUAAACUAAGGCUGCCAUGCAUUUGCACGUUUAUUUGGACAUACAUUCUAUUGAAAUGAAGAAACGUCAUCUGGAUGCAAAUUGACAGUAUGUUAAAAUCACAGUUGAUAAUUACAAAAAAGAAUGCAUUGUUUUCUGCUAGCUGUGUUUUACUUCCUGCAUUGCCGGAAUGGUUAAACCAACACUUAAAUAGUUGUGGUUUGACUGCAAUGUUUUGUUUCUUCAGGGUUUCUCUUAAGGAUGUGUUUAAAUCUUGGGUGCUGUAUCACCCCAAACAAGAAUUAAGAAACAAAAGUUUGCUAUUUUUUAAAAAAAAUGCUUGAAUAUCUGUCCCUAUAUCUGAGGAACUUAUUUUAAUAUUAACUUUAACUGUAUUUGUUUUUGUACUUGGGAAAGGGCAGAAAUAUGAAUGCGCAAGAAGGUGGAAUGUCCACUGCAUUUCAGUCCAGUGGUUUUUUGACAGCAUUGAGAAGGGAUUUUGCCAGGAUGAAUCCAUGUACACAGUCGACCUUAAAGCAAAGCAAGAAAGUGCACCAAGCACAUCAACUCCUACUAGCCUAACUUGCAAGCCCGAUAGUAAGUAUUAAGUUCUGUAAUGUGUUAACUUCUCUAUGAAUAGAAAAAUUAGAGAUCUUUAUAGCAUUAUGAUUUGAUUUAUCACUUUUAAUGUCUAUUUUUGCAGAAUUUUUGGCUCAUAAACUUUGACAACCUGUGUACUAGUCUAGGUUUUCUAUUAUUUUGGAAAUAUUUGGAGCCCAAGGCAAGAGCAUCCUUGCUGUGUUUUUCAAGUAGACAAGUAGGGCUUGCAAAAAAAAGUUGUAGCUUGGAGUGCUCUUGUUUAAGGUUCCAGCCAUGGCUUUCCUGAGCUCUGUUGUGUAUGGAUGGUGUUGUUUAGGCUUUAUAAUAAUCCACACUUUGAGAAUGAGCUUGCUGUUAGUAUGCAGGAUGACUACAAUAUCUUGCCAUAGUUCCAAGGGGAAAACAAGGCCUGUGGUUGUUAGUAAACUGAGGAUUAAAUGCAUGCAGAGUACUUACUCAGUAGUAAAAAUCCCUUGUGUUGUAUUCAUUGGGCUAUACGUGCUAGUAUGUGUGUUAGGAUUGCAACCUUAAGUGUUCUCUAUAGUUAAAAUAAUUCAUCCAUAUAUUGUUUUUGUUCCAUAUUUAAAUCACUGUAUGAAAUACUGUAUGAAAUCCUUAAAUCCUUAAAAUAUAUUUAGAAUAAUAGAAUCAUGGAGUUGUAGAGUUGGAAGAGACCACAAGGGUCAUCUAGUCCAACCCCCUGCAAUGCAGGAAUCUUUUGCCCAACCCUGAGAUUGAGAGUCUCAUGGUCUUCCAACUGAACUAUCCUAGCUUGAAAAACAAGAAUUCCCUUAAAUUUCUUGUCACUUCUUUCUUUGGUCCACAUUGUCUCCUUAAGGACAGAAGAAAUUUCAUAACUUAGGAAAUAAUUAUUUUGAGUAAUCUAUCUUCUUGGAGGGACCUGAAUAAGCAUUAGGAAGCAGAACGUGAGUUCUGUCUAUAUACGAUAGCAGACCACUAUAUUCAGCGUGAUAGAACUGGGCUAGUAGUUAAUAAAUGCUAAAAUAAAUAAUAACCUUGGCAUUUUACCCUUUUUUCUUAUACCAAAAUAAAAAGGUAGUAGAUAUAACAUUUUCCCGAAAUAACUCCUAACUUUUGUCUCUAUCUGCAUUUUAUUCAAAGGUCGAACACUCUCAGAUGUCAGCCACAUUUCAAAUAUUAAUUUAAGCGGUGUUAAUGAAACCUCUUGCAAUUCUACUAUGAAUAGCAGGCUGGAUCCCUCUUCAGAUGACCUGAACAACUUGGAUACAAGUUCUUUGCAAGCACCUGAAGAUUUACUAGAUGGAUGCAGAGUAUGUCUAAAUGUGCAUGUGCAUAUUUACCCAAGUAAUAAAUGUUGAUGAUGAUGAUACUGAUGAUGAGAAUACAGCCAUUUUGGACACCUCAAACUAUAUAGUUUGUGAGUUUUGCUGAGCAGAAUUAGGUAUUAAAUUCAUGAGUGACUUGCUUGGGAGCAUUGCUGUCCUAAAGUCAGGACAGGUAGCUAAAGGUAUUAAGAUGAUCUCCUAGGACACCACUCACAUAGCCUAGCUGCUUCCUUUGUGGUUUUCCUUGUAAUGGAAUUAAACGCAAUCAAGAUUAGUUGUCUUCAUGCAUUUGGUUACUGAUAGCCUGUAAUUGUAAAAGUUGACAAUCAAUAGGAGACAUAGGUACAGAAAGUGAUGUGUACUGAACAGUGACUUACAGAUUUAGUAGUGGAAGCUGCUGGAGAGAAUUUAAAAUAAAGCUGCGACUGAAUUUGGAGUCUCUCAGUGUGCCAGUAAACCACGAUUUUUCUCUACCCUUUCUUGUAGAUUUACCUUUGUGGCUUUAGUGGCAGAAAAUUAGAUAAGAUGAGAAAGCUUAUUAACUCCGGAGGUGGUGUUCGUUUUAAUCAACUCAAUGAAGAUGUGACACAUGUCAUUGUGGGUGACUAUGAUGAUGAAGAACUUAAACUGUUUUUGAAGAAGACCACACAGAGGUACUGAUAAUAACAUGUCUUGUAGUGCAAUCCUAAAGGGACGCAGGUAGUGCUGUGGUCUAAACCACUGAGCCUCUUGAGUUUUAUAAUCCAAAGGUCAGCGGUUUUAAUCCAUGCAAAAGGGUGAGCUCCCAUUGCUCUUUCCCAGCUUCUGUCAACCUAACAGUUUGAAAGCACGCCAGUGAGAGUAGAUAAAUAGGUACCGCUGUGGCGGAAAGGUAAAUGGCUUUUCUGUGUGCUCUGGCACUCGUCAGUGUUCCAUUGUGCCAGAAGCAGUUUAGUCAUGCUGGCCACAUGACCAAGAAAGCUGUCUGUGACAAAUGCUGGCUCCAUCGGCCUGAAGCGAGAUGAACAUCCAUAGUCACCAUUGACUGGACUUAACUGUCCAGGGGUCCUUUACCUUUACCUUUUUUUAGUAUAAUCCUAUACAUAUCUAUAGGGACGCGGGUGGCGCUGUGGUCUAAACCACUGAGCCUCUAGGGCAUGCCGAUCAGAAGGUCAGCAGCUCGAAUCCCCGUGACGGGGUGAGCUCCCGUUGCUCGGUGUCAGCUCCUGUCAACCUAGCAGUUUGAAAGCACACCAAAAUGCACAAGUAGAUAAAUAGGCGGAAAGGUAAAUGGCGUUUCCAUGCGCUGCUCUGGUUUCGGUGUUCCGUUGGCAACAUGACCCGGAAAAAACUGUCUGCGGACAAACGCUGGCUCCCUUGGCUUGUAAAGUGAGAUGAGUGCCGCAACCCCAGAGUCGUCUGCGACUGGACUUAACUUGUCAGGGGUCCUUUACCUUUACCUUUUAUACAUAUCUACUCAGAAGUAAGUCCUGUUGUAUUCACUGGAAUAUACUCCCAGGUAAUGGGUAUAGGAUUGGAGCCUUAACUUCUGCCAGCAUACGGCCCUAAUAUUAAAAUAUUUAUAACAAUAAAUUGUCUCCCCAUUGCAUAUCCUUUUGUGUGCAAUGAUUCACAUUUUGACGUGUAUAUUUCAGUGUAAAUUACUAAAAAGGUUUUAGAGAGUUAAAUGAAAGUCUUACGGGCUUUAUUCUCUGUAACGGUGCUCCUGUCCAAAGAAGUAAAUGUAAGCCCUCUGAUUUCACUUGAACAUAUAGGGACAGAAACAUGGAUUGUGACUUCAGAUCAUGUAUUACACAUCUUUUCCCAAGAUAACGUCUUUAUUGUUACAGUAUCAAAGGGUGUGUUUUGGACACAUCUCUGUGUGCCACUUCUUUAUAUUUAAAAAAUUCUCCUUGCCUGUGCUUCAUUGCAGCAAUGUCAAUAUGGUUGCUCCUUUAUGGAAGCCUAUAGCCUCCUGCCCAUAGUAACUUAAUUUUUUUUGUUUUAUAGGCCAUAUAUUGUGACAGCAAAGUGGUUGUUGGAAUGUUUUAGAAAAGGUUAUUUACUACCUGAGGAUCAGUACACUUCGGCAAACUACCAGCCACUUGACAGUCCAGUUUUAGAGCAGCCUAUCUUUCCAAAAAGAAGCAGUCUUUCAAAGAAAGAAGUUGUGAGAACAGUGCAGGCUCCAGAAGCAGACGAAGCUCUACUGUCUCAGUAUUCAGCUAAUGAGUCCACAGUAGGUAAGAUUGCUACGCAAUGUAGCCUCUUCUCCUUGUUCCAGUAUCCCCACCUAUCUACAGCUCCCUUAUGUUGACCUCCCUCACUAUUCCACCAGAACCUUACAAUUUAUCUUAUCCUUAGAGCCUGUGUAAAAUUUCUAUCUCUAGUUGUCCUGUUUCUUUUCAUUUGCCACUGCAUUCCUUUGGCCUUCUGCCACCUCUGUUAAUCGUUCUCUGAGGACUUGCUUUUCAAUCAUCUCCCUAUUUUGCCUCCCUUCCCCCAGUCACCCUGAUUCUUAGGGAAACUAAGGGGCAAAUAUAGCCCAUCUCGUGGAACCUCUUCAUAUUUUUCAUUUAAAUACGUGCAUUUUGCUUCUAAAAUGUGGGGCAUGAUUUACUUGGUGCUUCUUUGGCUGCUACACAAUCACAUAUAUAUUUUUUAAAAAACUGGGGCUUACUAAAGAGUUCAGCAUUUGCUCUUUUAAAAAAGUAGUUUUUAUUAAAGAUUUUCUUGUGUUACAAAACAGACAAAUAAGCAGAGGAAAGUACAGUUGGGGGAAAGAGGAGGGAGGGAGAGAGAUGGGGGGCUGCUGUUCUUUCAUUCUACACAACUGUUAGUAUAGGGGCUAUAUCAGCAUCACGUGGCUAGGUCCUUUGUUUAUAUAUAUCAACAUUGUGAGAGGUUGGGGGGGGGGGUCCAGAACUUGGUUGGUUGUGUUCAGUUGGUUGCAGUGUGGCUUGUUUGUAUGUUGGAGGGGCAUAAGUCUUGAGUUCAGUAUUUGCUAAAAUGAAAGACAGUUGUGUGGAAGAAGUGCUUGGUGGAUUGCAGUAAUUAAAGAAAGUAACCUCUUGAAUGUGCAAAGAAGUGAUAGGACUCCAGUUCAACAUCUCUUCAGCCUAGUAACUUGGAGAACGUUUUCUCAUUUCCACGAUCAACACAUCUUCACUUUAAUAUUUGUUUUGAAGCAACAUUUCCCCCUCUUCCAGUUGAUGCCAAUAACUACAGUGACGUUGAUCACACUGCCUUCCGAGAAGAAAAAGAGUUCAGUGCCAGCCAUAGUUCCUUGGCAAACACUUCUACAGUCAUUGAAGGAGCCUUGUUCAACAGAAAGAGGUUCAUCCUUCUGGGUUUUGGUAAAGAGGAUGAAUCCUGCAUGAGGCCUCUGAUUGAAGAGAAUGGUGGGAAGGUUCUGCCUCAGCAAAGUAAAGCUAUUGCUGACUAUGCUGUGGUUCCUCUACUUGGCUACAACGUGGAAUCAACUGUAGGAGAUGUGGUUACAAAUACAUGGCUGGUAAGUGUAAGUCAUAGGAUAAUACAUGGAAUGUGCAAAAAGAAAAGUUGUCAGUAAAGAAAAAAUGUUGCUGCUAACUUUAAAUUUGCAUUGAGGGAUGGCAUACCCCAAAAUAAUGUGUGUGUGCGCGCGCUCUCUCUCUCUCUCUCUCACACACACACACACACACAGAACUUCACUAAAUUAGGAAUCUUAAAUAUGUAUUUUAUGUUUCUGUUCUAUUUAUCACUGUUCCAAUCACAAAAAUCCUGUGCUGCAGAUAUCUGAUCUGUCCACACUCAUAAACUGAACCCAGAGACUCACUGGAAGAUGGUUAACAAAUGUCAUCCAGCAAUUGCUACAGCUAAUUGUUUGAUACAUCUGAAUAAAGCAGAUGAAUUGUGGUGCCAAAUAUUAUGACAAUUACAAAACAAUAAAUAGUAGCUUUAUGUACUGAACCAUAGUUUAAUUUCCCAGUUGCAUUAAACAACUAGACAGUUACCAAAUAAAUAUGUGUAACAGCAUUACUGCAGUCCCAGAAAGUUGGAUAUAGCGUGUAUUGCACUGUCUCCCAAGAUGGAUGGAUUCCAGCAACAUUGUAUAUAGAGUACAGUGGCUUGUUGUCUCAGAACUUCUGUAUUGUAGUUGAAAGAACGUCUAGGUUAUUGGUUAAUCUUUAUUUCCUCAUCUUUAGGUGACGUGUGUGGAACAGCAGUCCCUAUUAGAUCCCCAAUCGAGUCCACUUUUCACACCUGUGCCAGUGAAGGAAGGAAACACUCCGUUACAACAAUGUGUAUUGUCUUUCAGUCAGUUUAAUGGGGCAGAAAGAGAUUCUUUAAUAUAUUUGGCACAUUUGCUUGGGGCAAGGUAUGUAGUUAUGUUUUUAUUUUUUUGUUAAUUUUGUACAAUCAAGUUGUAAUGUUUCACCUCCGAAAUAUCAAAAGGGUAAGAAUCUGUUGCUCAGAGCCAUGGCCCACCACAAUUUUAUACAUCUAUAAAUACAGAAUACGUACAAAAAUACAGAACAGUUUAACAUAUUUCAUCAAACAACACACCUAAAAAGGAACAAAAAAAGCAAGACUUUCCCUCUGAUACAAAAGGGACACAACCCUCCCCAUAAAUUAAUUCAUAGAUUUUGGAGAGAGGAGAAAACGUGUAAGUUUUUUAAAAAAAAUAAAUCAAUUCAGCGAUGGAAAUUGCUGUUGAAAUGUACUUACUGUGAUUUAUCACUUUAAAUCACUGUGUUUGUCUUAAGGAGGCGAGCAUAUUGUGAGCAUAUAUGAAGUAGCGUUCAGAUCUUAUUGUAAGGUUAAUGUAGUGUGGCUUGGUAUGGAAAUGUCACCUGGCUUUGAUUACAGAGUGCAAGAAUUCUUUGUGAGAAAAGCCAACCCAAGGAAAGGAAUGCUUGUCAGCACCCACCUGGUGGUGAAAGAGCCGGAAGGUUCGAAGUAUGAAGCUGCCAAGAAGUGGAACCUUCCUGCUGUUACCAUGGCUUGGCUGCUGGAGUCUGCAAGGACAGGAAAGAAGCCUGACGACAGCAAGUUCCUGAUUGACAAUGUAGACACUGAAGGUUGGUUCAUUUGAAGCUUUGUAGGUGUGUUCAGAAGCAUGAUUGCGUAAGGCAGACGUAUUCUGUGCUUACUAAUCCUGAGCAUCUACUGGCAGCAUAUUGAUAUGUGAAAUGCUAUGAGUGAUCCAACAUUAGUCAUUCUUGGGAGCAGAGCCAUUGAAAUCAAUGGACCUAAGUUAUUUAUGUUGCCCUAGACUCCAUUCUUGGAGCUGUUCAGUAUUGAGACUGUAAGAUUUUAAGAGAGAUUUUUUAGGAGCUUAGAACUUUUACAUGGUGCUUCCUAAUCUAUGCAAUAUGGAUUCCUUGUUUCAAUAAAUAAAAUAUUUAAAAUGAUGAAUAUGAGUUGCAAUUUGACUCUGCUCACUUGGAUAAAUUAUCUGUGUGCCCCCCCCCCGCAAACCCCUGGCUAACCAGGGCAAACAUAUAAGUAACCACUCAUCACCCUAAUUUCCACACAGCCCUCACUAUAAGCGGAAUUCCUUUCCCCUCCCUCCACCCCCCAAGUCUUGGUAGCAUAGGUGCUGAAUUGCACAGUCCUUCACAGUUAUAAGACACAACCAGAAAAGGCCUAAAAUGUUCACUUCCAUCUGUGAAAGGAGAAAAGCAGUGUUAGCAUUGGUCUUCUGCUGAUAGGUCAGGACCCACUAUUGGUUCAGAUCUUUACCAAAGGUGGGUUGUAGCAUCAUCCCUAGCACCAUACAAAAGCUGAAAAAUGUGUUAGCUAAAAGAACCUAAUUGGAUGCUCUAUUACAAAAACUGUAUUCAAAAGAAAUAAGUAAAAAAUAAUGAUGGUGCUUUAAUUUUAUUUUUAUUUUUUACUCAACAAAAACAAGAGUGUUUCACAAAUCAUCCAGCUGAGGCAGAGAUGGAUUCUGCAUCUCCAAAUACACGUGACCAUCCCAGCAGUCUCCUUGAAAUUGGGAGAAGAACAGCUGUGACACCUCUGGAUAUGAAUCGGUUCCAGAGUAAAGCUUUCCAGAGGGUUGUCUCACAUCAUAUUGGCAACAAGCCAAGCCCUUCACAAGCGGGGAAACCAGUACAGAAGGAACCAUCCCUGCAUCUUGACACACCAUCUAAAUUUUUAUCUAAAGACAAGCUGUUCAAACCUUCUUUUGAUGUAAAGGUAAAUACCUUGCAAAUCUUCUUUGGCCUAUAACAGCCUCCCUCUUUUAUCCUCUUCCUUUCUAUUCCCAGUUUAUUUAUUAGAUGACAACUAUGAUUAUCAUUGAAUUAGAAGAAAUGUGUAAACUACCUUUAAUAACUUGUAAAACAUUUUUAUCACAUGAACAUCCCUUUGAGCAGAGAACCUAUGCACAGUUAAAUGAGUGCAUUUUAAUUGCUUUUCAGGAUGCGCUAGCAGCUUUGGAAACUCCAGGGAGCUCUAAUCCACAAAAAAGAAAACUGAGUACUCCUCUUUCAGAAGUCAUUGGCAGGAACUUAAAAGUGGCUUUGGCAAACAGCACUCGGCAAGCAGCUGCUCUCACUGCAAGCCCUCAGUUGAAAGUUGCAACUCAACAAGUGGUAGGCUUGGGUUUUAGAUUGAUUGGGCAUAUAUAGCAUAAAUUGGGUGCUGCUUGUUUGUACAGAAAGAUUGGUUAAAUGCAGCAGAAUUCAAAUUGCAUGGCUCAGUGGGGAGAGGAGGGAUGUGACCAUGGUUGUGUGUCAACUGGAAGAAGUGAAAUUACACACGUUGGUUCUAAUCUGCAAACCAGCCAUGGGCUCCGCCUGUACUUCCUGAACAUGUAGAUGACCAGUGUUGUCUCAUUUGACAUUGCCAAUCACUUGUUAUCAAUAGGCAGUGGAAGGGGUCACCUCAAUUCACUCCCACCCACCCCACCCCACCCCAAAUCCUUUAACCCGCUCACAUGUCCUUUUAAGAUCAGUGGAAACAGUUGGUCUUGGCAAGUAUCAACCACCCUCCAUUCCAGCCUGAUAAUUGCCACCUGCCUAACUUGUCUGAAUUAAUUUUAAGAUGUAUUUUAAUUGAUGUCUGUUUUAUGCAUAUUGUGUUGUUUUUAUGAUGUUAGCUGCUCUGAGCUUGGCCUUGGCUGGAGAGGGCGGGAUACAAAGAAAAUAUAUUAUUAUUAUAAUUAUUAACAAAUAAUCAGUGCUGUCAUAACUGGCACUACAUUUCUAGAGAUACCUUCAUGAAUUUGGUAUUGCUGAACUAUUGCAUUGAAGGAGAAAGGAAGGAGAAUAACUUUUCUUUCAUUACAUUACAAACAAAGUGAAUUCACCCUUGAAAAUGUGACCCUGAACUACAUUUCUGCUAAUUCUACUUUGAACAGGAAGAGGAGCCAAAGCCUCUAGCUGAUGUUGUCAUAUGUGUGAGUAAGAAGCUCAGUAAAAAGCAGGGCGAGCUGAAUGCCAUUGCUGCUUCCCUUGGAGCAGAUUACAGGUAUGUGCAGUUAACAGAAUUCUUCACUGAUAAGACUUUGACAUCUAGCUCUUGAAAUUAUAGUGAUUCAAGUGCCUAAAAUUUUCUAGUUGCUAUACAAAGAUAAAAAGCAGUAAUGGUCCUGCCCUCAGGUUUACAGUCUAGUACACAUAAUUCAAAAAGGAAAAUGGAGGGAGGAAUUUGAGGGUAAGGCAAUUUAUUUUACUGGUCUGGUUCACAAGUCACACUGAACCAUAGGUAAAAUAAAUUGUGGUUUUUUUGUGAAUGAACAGUAUGCUGGUGCAUAUUCCUCACCCCUGCUGCACUGGUGGAAAAACAGCCAUUAUCUGGCUUGUGUCAUCCGAACCUUGGACUCAUGGUUUGUUUCUAAACAAACCAUGAGCAGAAUCUAAGGAAGAAGGAAACCUAUAACUAGAUCUAGGUUGAAUAGAGAUCUCAGAUUUACUGUAUCUGAAUGAAAAUGGAGUAUGAUUUGGAACUCCGUAAAGAACUCUUCACUGAGCCUAUCAAUACAGAAAGCUCAGUAUAUACUAUUAUGGUGAUAUCUGACACUUGCUAGACUUAAUAAAAUUCACGUAGAUGCAUGUUUCUGGUGUUGGAAGCCUUCAGCUAUAAAUGCCAAUUUCUUACAUAUGUGGUGGGAAUGCCAGAUGACGUGACUUUUAGAGACAAAUAAUUGGUGUUAUAUGGUUAUGAUUGGGAUUAAGCUCUAUGCUGAUUUAAUGGAUAGGGCCUGAUGUGUCAAAGAAUAUGAAAUCUCUAAUAACAAAUUUAUUAUUCUCAAAAAAAAGUGGGUGUAUAAGUGGAAAAACCCACAAGCUCCAACUAGAUGGGAAUGAUAGUGCAGAGAUGGACAAACUAAUAGAUAUGAUGCAUAUGAGAAGCAUUCAGCAUUCAGAAUACUAUAUUUGUUGAUAAGUGGCUGUGUCUUGUAAGUUAUUGGAAUAAAUGCAAUGGAAGCUUGAGACUUUCUGUGAUUGUUUUGUGUAACUUGCAGACCAUAAAUCUAUCCUGUAACUCAUUUGAGAACCUAUUUUCUAAAAGAUUGAAUAAAUUAAUUAAUUAAUUAAAUUUGUUCCAGUUUUUGAAUGUAACACAGUGAAUAACCAUGGGAAGGGCCAUUGUUCACUGGUACAGCAUCUACUUUGCAUACAGAAGGUCCCAGGUUCAGGCUCUGGCAUUGGCUGGAAAUAUCUUCUGCCUGAACCCUGGAGUGCCGUAAAAUGUGACUUUUCAGUUUGAAUUACCAGAUGGACAUUUAUUUUAUGUUCCUGAAAAAUAUAUCAUGGUCUCGAAGGACGGUUUUAAAUCACCAUAUUUGUCGACUGAUUGAUUCUUUAAAAAAAAUUAUUGGCAUAUUUACCAUAGAAAAUGAUCAGCAUCUCUGGUCUUCUCAAGGUGAGGCAUGUGGACCCUCCUGCAUGUGAAAAUGGUGGAUGUUAUUUCUAAGAGCUGUUCCAGUUUGGGGUGUGUGCAGGUGUUAGGAAUGUUGAGUUGGCAUCAUGAUAACCACAAGUCACACACACCCCAUUCCCAGAACUGGAAAUCACUCAACGUGGAGUUUAACAUGUCUUUCAUAUCUUUUAGGUGGUGCUUUGAUGAAACUGUAACUCAUUUCAUCUACCAGGGAAGGCAAAAUGAUAGUAACCGGGAAUACAAAUCUGCUAAAGAAAGGGGCAUACAUGUAGUGUCGGAACACUGGCUUUUGGAGGUAUGGAGAAACUGGUUUUUCCUAACACAAGGAUGGGGAAAGGGGAAGGUUGCACAACAUGUCAUUACUGACUUCUUUUUUUAAUGUGAAUUGAAUCUGUUUUAAAAAUCGGGCAUAUAUGGGGUGACAGCCUACAUUAAUCACAUUAAGGCUAAAGUCAAUUGAUUUCAGUGAGCCUACUCUGAGUUUAAUUGGAUAUCAUUCAUAAGCAGUGUUCUGUGCAUGCCAGUCUACAUGCAGUAUAAGGGUUCAGCAAAUGAAGUGCCAUGUGUGCUACUUCUGUUUCAUAUAUCUAUAAAUGUAGCUUGGCAAUAUUUGUGCGCUUACACUGCAGUUCUUCUAAGGUCCAUCUGUAUUUCAAAAGCUUGAUUGUCUUUCAGCAAGACUUGUCACUUGCUGCUUGUCUGCUACUAAGUAUGUCGCUGAAGCACUGUGCUAAAAGAGAAUGAGGUGAAAGUGCUAUUAAGUGAGAAACGCAGCCUCUGAGUCAGCGGUUGACAAUAUGGCAGCCACCAUAUUUUGUUAGAUUCAUAGUAUCAUUGUCCCUUACUAUUGGAUAUGCUAGCUUGCUAGCUAGGGGCUGAGGACAGUUGGAAGCCCAGCGUCUAGAGAGCACCACAUUGGCAACUUGUACUCUUGAGUAAUAUACAGUGAAACCUCGUGUUACGUACUGUCCUCUUUACGAAUGCUUUGGGUAACGAACUCCGCUAACCUGGAAGUAGAUGCCCCUAGUUGUGAACUUUGCCCCAGAAUGCGAGCGGUAGUGGCAAAGCAGCAGCAGCAGGAGGCCCCAUUAGCGAAAGCAUGCCUCAUGUUAAGAAAGGUUUUGGCUUAAGAACAGACCUCCAGAACGAAUUAAGUUCAUAACUGGAGGUCCCACUAUAUUUGUGAUUUUAAGGGCAGUGCUGUUUCCAUUGGUGUGGCAGUACUAAGAAGCCAGUGAUUGGCAUGGAAUCAAAAAGGAAAUAAUAAAAGACCCUGCAAAGUGGCAGCCAGAAAUACAUACACUGUAAACAGCACAUUUUCCUGGAUAUCUGUUGUUGUUGUUUAGUCGUUUAGUCGUGUCCGACUCUUCGUGACCCCAUGGACCAGAGCACGCCAGGCACUCCUGUCUUUCACUGCCUCCCGCAGUGCCUCUAUUCCUCUACUAUUCAGCCCUUCAGUUCAUUUCCUGUCUUUCUUUCAGCUCUCCAAAGUGUAUUUGUCUUCCAACUCAGGUGUCUCUCAUCUCUUUUGUCUUCUGUCCUUAGUUACUUGUGUGGCUCCCAGUUCGAGUUCCCCCAUUCAUCUAUCCUCUUGCUCCAUUGCCUUGGAUAGGCUUUUCCUUUUAUUUUAAAGCCUCUGUUUAUCACUUAAUUGCUAUAAUUUUUAAGUGGUGUGCAGGCAACUCACAAUUUACACUAGGGUUACAUUUCACACUUCUGUGCAUGUAACUGAAAUUGCUUAUAUUGGGAGCACACUGGUGAGUCCUGGCUCGCGAGCAGACCUUCCCCAGAGCCCAAAGAGGACAUCCUUUUUGGGCUUUGGAGAGGGUUUUCUUGCAAGCCAGAGGCAUAGUGGGCCUUUGCUGAGGCCUCCCGCCGGACAGCUGAUGUGCAGGGUAGAGCCGCCGCCGCCGCUGCUUCCCCACAUGUCAACUGUGCAAGCUGCGCUGUCCCUGCGACUUUUGCGGCUUGCGCAGCUGAGGUGCGGGGAAGCAGUGGCUGCUGAUGCUUCUCUACCCCACAUGUCAGCUUUUAGGUGGGAGGCCUUCACAAAGCCUCCUGUGUCUUUGCCUUGUGAAGAGACCCUCCCCAGAGGGCCCCCCCUCAAAUCCCUGGUAACAGAGAAUAAACAUUUCACACAUCCAGUGAAACAGUUUCUAGUUCAUGAAAGCUUAUGCGGCAGCAAAAUUGUUAAUUUUUAAGGUGCCACAGGAUUGUUUGUUUUACCAACAAAGUAACAUUUUCAAGGAACAUAUUUAUUGUUGGCUGGGCAGAAAAAGAAAUGUUUCCUUAACAAAAAAUAAAAUAAAAUUGCUCACUUCCUUGCUCUAAGUUUGUAGCAUUAAUUCCUCUCCCUACUAACUCUUUCCAGAGUGCACAAGAAUAUAAACGGCUGCCUGAAUCUCUCUAUCCUUACACAUAUAACCCUAAAAUGAGUUUGAAUAUUAGUGGUAUUCAAGAUGACAGAUUCUCAGAUCGGCUAGAUUCAUCUGAAAAAACAGGGAAGGAAGAUGAGGUAUGGUAUAUUCAAUUUGUGUGUGUAUGUGUGUUUUAAAAUCAUUAUGGUAACCUUAACCUGGAUGAAUAAAUGAAUGUGGAAUAAAUAAAUGAAUGAAUGGCUUCCUGCAAUUGUUUUCACUUAGGUUAUGCUAAUUCUGUAAUCUAAUAAAUGCCAAAAGUUUCAAUUUAUUGUAGAUAUGGCAGUUAGUGUUCACAACAUUAUGAAAGUAAAAGGACUAAACUAAUUGACUGCUAUAUGACCACAUUCAGCUACUUGGAGGAAAGGCCAGAGCUUAAUGGUAGAAUAUCUGUGGUGCAUGUAGGUCAGCCCCAGAAUCUCCAGGUAGGCUUGGGAAAGAUCCCUGGAGAUCUCUCUGUCAGUGUAGACCACAAGUGUGGACCCUCCAUAUGUUGUUUGCCUUCACCUUCACCUUUCCCCAGUUAGAAUGGCCAGUGUUCAGGGGACAUAGAAAUUGCAGCCCAGACACAUUUGGGGGGCCAUCGGUUCCCCAUUCCUAGUGUAGACAAUACAGUGGUACCUCGGGUUACAGACGCUUCAGGUUACAAAUCCCGCUAACCCAGAAAUAGUAUCUCAGGUUAAGAACUUUACUUCAAGAUGAGAACAGAAAUCGCACGGCGGCAGCAGGAGGCUCCAUUAGCUAAAGUGGAAUCUCAGGUUAAGAACAGUUUCAGGUUAAGAACGGCCCUCCAGAACGAAUUACGUUCAUAACCCGAGGUACCACUGUACUGAACGAGAUGAGCCAUUGGUCUGACUUGGUAUAAGGCAACUUCCUGUGUUAAUGUCAUAGUGACAACCUGGAAGUAGAUUUACUUUUGUUGGACUGUUGAAUAUUUUUGUUGGGUUUAUUAGUAAAGUUUGUAUACAGUUCUCCUUGCAUCAAUAAUGAACAUGGGACAAAUUGCCAUACUUUUUCUGUUCUGAGAUAUGACUUGUGUAAGACCUGAACAUCAACUGUUUCAGAAAAUGUCGUUGGAUACUAAUGAUAUAGAAGAUGUUGCUAUGGAUCAAGUGAUUGAGGCAGCUUCUGUCGAAAAAGAAAAUGCAUCAAAAGGAGGUAACUGUUUGUGUGCAUUAUUGUAUGGUUUGGCAUCUACCAUGCAUUUUUGCCAUAUGCUGAAGAUCCACUUCUUUACGCAGACCUUUUGGAACCCACCCUGUUCUUGUGAUUGUAAUCUGUUUUUAAUGUUGUAUUUUUAAUUUGUGUGACCCACCCCUGUGACCUUAGGAUGAGGGGCAGAAUUUUCAGUAGGUUCUUGAAAUGUACGGAAUAUGGAAGGGCAAAGUAUGCGUAACUAAUAAGCAGUGAAGAAGGGGCCCACAUGGCUUUUAUUACAUGGCGUUUGACAUAUUUUAAGUAGAAAGAGCUGUUAUUUAUUUACAUUUCUUUUGAACUCCAGUUUUAACACAGACACUGGAAAUGAGGGAGAACUUUCAAAGGCAGCUACAGGAAAUCAUGACUGCAACAUCACUAGCAAAGUUUCAAGGACAAAGAAAAUCUUUGUCUAGGAACGGCUUUGACAAUUCUCCGACAACUCCAGAUGGCCCUCGUUCUGUUCGUAACGGCCGUAGCCGAGUCUUGGAAGCCCUAAGGUACUAUGUGACAUUUUGAACACAUCUUGAAUUUCUGGGCUACCAUCCUAGGAAGCUACGCAUAGGCAGCCAGAGGUGUCUUCUGAGGUUUUUGCUGCAGCUGCUUGUGUGACUGAAUGACAAAUUUCUAAACAGAAAAGUGACUUGUCUGACUGCAACAGAAACUUUAAAUGCCCAGCUGUGAAUGCAGUUCUCCCAUGCUAGUGCACAGGAGACUAACUUAUCCCAUUGACUGCAUUGUAACCUAAGUCCAGCUAACCUAAGCUUGUUCUAAACCAAUAUGUUUCAUUACUGUUGCACAAGGUUAGGGAACCCUCUACAGAUGUUGCUGGACUUCAAACUGCCAACAACUCCAGUAAAGCAUAGCUGAAAACCAGGGCCAGAGGUUUUCCAACUGCCCUGCAGAGAACUCUGUAUACUUACUAAAGCAGUGCACAUCCUCAUUGUUCAUUUUGGUCCUUAGGCAGUCACACCAGGUAGCAAUGGAUGUCAACACAGAGCCAUCACAGAGUGAACAGAUUAUUUGGGAUGACCCCACUGCAAGAGAAGAGAGGGCAAGGCUUGCUAGUAACCUUCAGUGGCCCAGCAGCCCCUCACAGUGUUCCGAACAAAUUCAACCUAUUGCAGUAAACGCUGGAGACCUCUCGCUUACAAAAUCCUUUACCGAUACGGAAAUUGCUGAAAUGGGUAAGAAGAGGAAACUGUGUGAUUGAGUUGAAAUAGCUGGUUUUCAUGUUUAAAAAAAUUCCCUGGAUUUUGCUCACAUAAGACUGUAGAUGUGUAGUUGUAUUAUUGAAGGUUUCCCUGUUUUUGUUUUGUUUUUAAAUGCUGUAUAUUUGGGGGGAAGUCUAGGUUAGAAUUAAGCUCAGGCAUAUUUUCUAUAUAUAAUGAAGAUUUCCUUUGUAUAGUGGAGUCCUCAGUCAUGUGAGUCCCCACCACUGGUACAAUGAUAAGAAUUCAUAAACAGUUUUACCAUCUGAUGUACAAUUAUUAUUAUUUUUUGCUAGGCCCAAUCUAAUAGUUACACAGUUUUGUUGCUACCAGGAAUUGUGUAUUCCAGUGUAGAGUAGUUUGUUGUCAAUUAACUAUAUACUUGCUUUGUGUCAGAGGAUACCAAUGAUGAUCCGUUUAAAAAACAACCCUUGCCUUUUUAUUCAUGUAUAUUUGAAACACCUUCCUCACACCAAAUAUUUAGGGGUAGGAAGGAAUUGAGAAAUUGGCCUUAAGGAUGUGUCUGGAACAGAAUAUGGGGGCAAAGGAAAGGUUGAAGCUGUCUUAGGUAUCCAGGGAUAGAAGGAGGGCUUGAUUAACCAAAGGUUCACAUGAUAGAAUUAUGAAUAAGAGAUUUUUUAUACUUUGUAUGGUUUAUGUGGCACUUCAAAAGCAUUAAGGAUACAUGAUAAUUUUGUUCUACAGUCAGUCUGUUCUCAUGUGUAGGCAAACACAGGCGACUCCCAAUGAUGUGUGAUCCGAAUGAUGUGUGAUCAUGCACACUUGCAUGGCACUGAACCAGAAAGUAGCCCCAAAAUGUCAUAAAAAGGGGCUCUGCCGACACGCAUGGGGGUCUGGAACGGAACUCCUGUGUAAAACAAGGAUUUCCUGUAAAUUUAGGCUGCAGUCUUGAUAAUUUAUUGGCUAUUUAAACCAACAGGGUCACAUGUUUUGGAGGUUCUAAUUUAAAUAAUACAUUAUUUUUUCUCUCCUUUUCAUUUUCUGCGUGGCUUCCUUUGAGAACUGUUCAGUUUUAUAUUUGCCUGCUUUAGUGAUUUGAUGGGGAUUUUUUGCUUUGUAGAAAUUGAUGAACCUGCAAAAACAGAUUGGGUUGAGGUCCCAAAGCUUCCAGGCUGUAGAAAUCCAGCAAUCCCUGUGAAAGAAGAUAAUCUGAUCUCAACUCCGCUGGCUCCUGCCAUUGCCUUUCCUUUGGCAAAUCCUCCUGUGGCUCCUCAGCCAAAAACAAAUGUAUGCCUUAUGACAGCAUGCUGAUUCAUAUAUUAAUAUUUGCAUUGAGAAGUUGUACUCCAGUGUUCGUUUGAACUUUCAUUUGAAGUUGUUAGUAGUUUAAUAUUAACAUACAGAUAAUAGAUCGCAGCAGACAGUAAAUAUUUUAUCCCCGUGGCUUCUUAGCAAUUAAUUUAAAUCCCAUAUGCAACCUACUUUUUCCUGGCAGUUCAAGAAUAAUGGAGAGGUUGAAGGAAAUAGGAAGUACCUGUGAUUUGUUCUGUUAAAAUAAUUUCAUUAUGGGGACUAGGAGUUCAGGAAUGAUUUUUGCAAAGAUUUCAAGGGUCUGACAUAUUGGUUGAAAUAUCUGGAGGUAUUUAAUUUCAUGUAGUGCUUGUUGACUUUGUGCUACCUGCUAAAUUACUGUAUAAUGCAUAUUUCAUAUAGAUAGACUUCAGCUCUGAUACAUUCAGCUAUACUUGAUCAGAAUAAAUAGCUUCUACUGUAUAACUUGCCAUUUAGUAGAGACUCAGGCAAAGAUAUCAAAGUGAUUUUUUAAAUAACAAAUAUGUAACUUAAGUCUCUCUAGAGGCUUAUCAUAUGUUUUUAAAAAAUGCGACUGAAUUAAAUUGUAUGUGUGGACAUGGAUAAUGGAACUGCUGGGAAUCAAUGACAUCUUUUUUCCUUUUCUCUUUUCCCCAAACUUACCUUUUCAGGUCAUUAGAGUAGAUCAAAUGACUGCUGAAGAACCAAAAAAAGAGUACAGAUUCCAGCUGUCUUCUGUUCGCCCUCAGGCACGGAUUGAUUAUUACCAUAUGAUUGAAGAGCUGGGUAAGAAAUCAGUGACCAGAAAAUAUUGGGGCUCCAUCUGGUGGUGGUUGUUGUUGUGUGUGGCUUACAAAACACCUCAUCACUUUCUAUGUCUGACCUUCCUCUAGUAGGCAUUGCAUGUAAAAAUAACUAUAUUUUAAAUCCAUUCUUUAGGUGGAGUGGUGCUUGAGAAGCAGUGCUUUGACCCUAGGUGUACCCACACAAUAGUGGGGCACCCUAUUGGCAAUGAGAAAUUCUUGGCAUCAAUGGCAGCUGGAAAGUGGGUACUCCAUUGCUCCUACCUGGAUGCAUGCAGAACAGUACGAUGCUUUCUACCGGUACGGCAUACUUUUAAGUAAAUGUUAGUCUGUUUUAAAAACUCUUUUACUGUUGUAUUUGUUUUUGGUUUUCAAAUGUGUACCCUGCUUUUCCCCACAUCUGUGUCACAAAGCAGCUUACAAAAUGAAAACAUACAAUAUACAAAAUUCAAAACUUAAAUAUCAGAGAUUAAAACAUCAGAACACCAUUGAUGGUGCAAAGGCAUAAAUGAAGCUGAUAUAAUUUACAAAAGCAGCAUGUGGUCUGGGUCUGGGUAGUGUCUAGAUGGGAAAUUGUACAUAUGCUGCCUUGAGCUCCAUGGACUAAAGGCAGGGAUAUACAUGAGGGGAAAACAAUGAACCGAAAUCUUGCCUCACCACAGUGUCUUAAAUGACUGAAUCCCACUUUAAUUAGCUACUCCAUGGAUUUAAGCUGAUAAUUCAUUAUUUAGGUUGAGUGGUGCUUGAACUUGGGUAAUUUAAAAGCAUACUUUCCCUUUAAAAAAAAAUCUCAAAGGGCACCCAGUAUAAAUGUUACAUGUAUUUUAUUUGUUUAUAAACUAUAGGUUGCUUGUUUUGGGGAUUUUUCUUGUUUCAUGUUGACUGAAUUGCAGUGAAUAAGAGGCUUUCCACCCAUUAGGAGGAAGAUUUUGAAUGGGGAAGUAAUUCCAUACUCAGUGCUGCGUCUGAAAUAACUGAAUCCCAGAAGAAUUUAGCAGUUGCAGCAAUGAGGUGGAGGAAAAUAAUACAAAGACGGCGAGAGGAAGCUGGUAUUACUGAGGUAUUUUUCCUGAGGAGUAGUGGGGUUUUUGAAAGUAGCUCUCAGCUUUUUAUUGAUUGAUUGAUUGACACUUUGUGGCUGUAAAGAGAGAUGCAAUUCAUUUUUAUCUAAUUUUUUAAAAUUGAAAAUAUUCCUUUCCUGAACAAAAUAAAGUGAAUAAAGAAAUAAAAAGGUAUGUUCUAUCACUAUAUAGUCAAGAGCUGUACUUUAGUGUAGUAAAACAGCAUUUUGACUUACUAACGUUAAGCAUUCUAACUUGUUAAAACUACUUUUAGAAAAUGUGUUGCUAAACUUACUUUAAAAAUUUGUAGCAUUUUAUACGUAUGUGUUCAUGUGUAUAUACACAUAUUAAUAGCUGUAUCUUUGUAGGGGGCAUUUCGUGGUUGGAAAGUUAUUUUGAAUGUUGACCCAGCCAAGGAAGCAGGCUUCAAACGUCUUCUAGAGUCAGGCGGAGCAAAGGCAUGUAUUCUGUUCAUUUGCCAGUAUUGAUGCCAGUGGGUGUUGAAUUGCUGCUUUCUGCAUAAGAACAUAGUAUCUUAAGAUUUCGUAUUCGAUCAGAAUGAUGAAUUGUUACAAAGCAAGGAACUGGUUGUGUCACCAGAAACUUUUCGUCCUGUGAUGCAACACACCUCCAUUAAGCGUACAGUGGUGCCUCGCAAGACGAAAUUAAUCCGUUCCGCGAGUCUCUUCGUCUUGCGAAGCACGGCUAUUAGCGGCUUAGCGGCUAUUAACGGCUUAGCGGCUUUAAGAAAAAGGAAACAAACUUGCAAGAACUCGCAAGACGUUUCGUCUUGCGAAGCAAGCCCAUAGGGAAAUUCGUCUUGCGGAACGACUCAAAAAAUGGAAAACUCUUUCGUCUAGCGAGUUUUUCGUCUUGCGAGGCAUUCGUCUUGCAGGGCACCACUGUACUCCCAAUGUUAUUUUUCCAUUAAUUUCAGUUAUAAGUUUUGUUGUGUCCAUUGUUCCAGAUCAACUUGGGGGCGGGAGGAGAAAUCAAUCAGUAUUUUUGUUUUACAAAUAUGUAUUAUUGAGCAAAUAAUUUAGGCAGGUGCAGGGGACCGUUGGCCUUCUAGAUGUUGCUGAAGUACAAUUCCCAUCAUCACUAUCCAUGGCCAUGCUCACUGGGGCUGAUGAGAGUUGUAGUUCAGCAACAUCUGGAGGGUUAAAGGGUUAUUCACACCUCUCUCCAGCUACUGAAACACAAAGGUCUCUGUGUGUGUGGAGUUAUCUAUAAUGACAAUGGUUAUUUUACCAACCUUUUUUCUAUUUCAAUCUCUCCAAAUUCAUGUAACUAAAAAAAUGGCAAGAGACCUUAAAAAAAGUAUUUGAAAUAAUAAUAAACCAAGACUUAAAGCUAAUAUACUCAUGAUGGGGGGAAAUGGAGGUUUGUUUGUGCCAAAUUUGCAAUUGUAUUAUAUGUACAAACUCAUACAGUGGUACCUCAGGUUAAGUACCGUAUUUUUCGCUCCAUAGGACGCACUUUUUCCCCUCCAAAAAUGAAGGGGAAAUGUGUGUGCGUCCUAUGGAGCGAAUGCAGGCUUUCGCUGAAGCCUGGAGAGCGAGAGGCAUCGGUGCGCACCGACCCCUCUCGCUCUCCAGGCUUCAGGAAGCUAUCCGCAAGCCUUGCAAGCCCGGUGGGAGUUCCCGCGGGCUCACAAGGCUUGCAGGCAGCAGCCUGCAGCCCCGGCGAGUGUCCGCAAGCCUUGCGCGCCCGGCAGGAGGUCCCGCCGAGCGCGCGAGGCUUGGGGCAGCAGCCUGUCGCCCGAAGCACGGGAGCCCUCCGGAGGGCUCCCGUGCUCGGGCGAGUGUCUGCAAGCCUUGCGCGCCCGGCAGGAGGUCCCGCCCGGCGCGCAAGGCUUGGGGCUGCAGCUUGUCGCCCGAAGCACGGGAGCCCUCCGGAGGGCUCCCGUGCUUCGGGCGAGUGUCUGCAGCCUCGCGCGCCCGGUGGGAGGUCCCGCCGAGCGCGCGAGGCUUGGGAGGUAGCCUGCCGCCCGAAGCACGCGAGGCUUGGGCGGCAGCCGCGGGGGCAUAAUUUUUUUUAUUCAUUUUCCCCCCAAAAAAACGAGGUGCGUCCUAUAGAACGAAAAAUACGGUACUUAAUUCAUUCCGGAGGUCCGUUCUUAACCUGAAACUGUUCUUAACCUGAAGCACCACUUUAGCUUAAUGGGGCCUCCUGCUGCCGCCGUGCCGCUGGAGCACGAUUUCUGUUCUCAUCCUGAAGCAAAGUUCUUAACCCAAGGUACUAUUUCUGGGUUAGCGGAGUCUGUAACCUGAAGCGUAUGUAACCCGAGAUACCACUGUAUAUGUAUAUGAGGGAGGAAAUGGAAGAAACCAUUGCAUGAAAUGGGGUGGGGGAAUAGGGCUAAUAAAAAUAAUUUUCUGGUACUCAGUUGGCUAAAUAUGUGGCAAACCCAACUAUAUUUCUUCCAUAAUUGCUAUGAGUUGCAUCCAGAUUACCGCUUUAAAAAUUGGAGAAUUUGUUAAAUACAAGGAUCUAAUAAGAAGAUACGAUUGAAUUCUCAAUUGUUGGAAAUACCUGGUAUUCUGGAAAGCUGAAUAUUUUCAAGUAAUGGUUGAACACCCUCUUCACAGAACAGGUAGAUUUUUGUCUGUAUGAUUCAGACUAGGGAAGCCACUUGCUAGGUUCUCUGUGGCGAGUAAUUUACACACAGACCCCUCAAUUCCGCAUUCUCUCCUUAGCCUUUGGCUCUUUGAGACUGGAUACAAGACAGUUGUCACAGGCUCAAAAAUAGUUUCGGAAGCUGCAUGUGACAUGGAGGACUACCACCCUUUGCACUGUGCUGUAAUAUUGUGCAGUAUCAAUGGCACUUGUCCAGCCAAUUUCCUUCCUAGUAUUCUGGGAGAGUGGAAAAUAUGCUUAGAGAUAGGGUAAGGUGUCAUAGGAACAGUCAUGGGGGCUUAGCCACGUGGAGAUGUUGCACAACCACUGCACCCUAUUUUGACAAUGUAACAGUUAAUAUGUUCUUGAUUUUGCAUGCCACUUCCAGGGCCAUUCUGCAAGCUGCAAGCAGGGCUGGCGGUUCACCUUCUGAAAUUCUGCUGGCAAGGCUCGUUUAAAUGUUAAUAGUACACAUGUACCAUAUAUAUAAGUAAUUCACUGUCUCUGUGUUUGAAAUUACAGGUGCUGCCUGCUCAUUCUGCCUCUGUCUUCAGAGAAGCCACCCAUCUUUUUGCCGAUUUUAACAAACUGAAGCCAGAGGAUUUAAGAGUUAAUUUAGGAGAGGCUUCUGCUCAUGGAGUGAACUGCCUGAAGCCAGAAUACAUUGCUGACUAUCUUAUACAGGUCAGCGUGCCAGUAGCACAAUGUGACUUUUGUUACUUUUAAGAAGACUUGCCGCAUCUCAAAAAUCAAAGCUGUUGCAGCAACUAUGUGCAGAAUUUUGUGUGCCUAGGGCAAGGAUUAGGAAACCUGAGGCAAUUCCCAGUGGCAAUAGUCAGCAUGGCCAAUGGUCGGAGGUGAUGUGAGUUAUAAAUCAGGAACACCGGGAGGACCACAGGUUUCCCGUAAGGCCUUUCCCUUUGUAUGACCAAUAGGAAAGCUGCGUGUGUGGCGGUAGAAAAAGAUAGAAAACCUGUUGCCUACCCAAGGCUAUGGAUUGUGCCUCAGGUGCAGAGAUUGUGAUGAUUACGUUGCUCUUGACCCAUUUUCUUCAGCUUAAAAGAUGACAUUUCAAGACAGGUGGAUGUUGUCUUUUUCUUUGCCAGAGCUGGUUAGAACAAAAAACAAAAAGGGCUAGGCCUGCAGACAGGGCAGACUUUAGCCAGUAUUCCUGCUGAAAUGCUAGGGUAAUAAGUAGGGAAAGAGAAUGUCUGAUAAUGAAUUCACGGGUGCGAAAAUUGAGAGGAAAACUUAAAAGCCGGAAGCAUGUGUUCCUAUUGUGGGUGGGUGUGCAUGUGUUGGUAACGGGCACUCCUUAAGAACGUCCUAGGUAACAGAAAUGUGGGACUAGUGAUGGUUUGGAUCUUUAAAAAACUAAAAUCUUGUUUUGAAGGAGCAACCACCUCAAAUGGAAGGUUAUCGUUUGCUGGUAUGAAGAUAGGCAGCAGCGUCUGGCAGAGAACAUGAAACCGGGUUACCUUAGAAGCAGAUAUCUCCUGAAGAAACACGCCCGAUAAAGCAAGCCUGAGUAUGUUGAUACCUUAAAAAUAUUUUUUCAAAUUUCUAUUUAUACUUGUUUUCUUUCCACAUAAAAAGGUCAUUAAAUGUUUUUUGUAAUAUUUUGUGUAUAUUGCUUUUAAAAUGAAAUUUGCUCGCUCAGAAACUAGACUCCACUGAUUUUUGCUGCCAGGGUAAAGUGGGUUGUUUGAAUAUUUUAAAUUUAUUCUUUCUUUUAUUUUCUUAGUAGAUUUAUGUCCCUUUGUGUGGAGCCCAGUCAUGCUUCUCCAUAGCAUAUUUUCGUCCCUUUUCGGCUGCUUUUACAUUUACUUCUAGAAUAAAGGAUGUUGGACUG
Molecule: messenger RNA, 29893 nt
Organism: Podarcis lilfordi (Lilford's wall lizard)
Lineage: Eukaryota; Metazoa; Chordata; Lepidosauria; Squamata; Lacertidae
Source: the annotation of a GenBank genome assembly